AAAUGACAUUUCCCAGAUUUGUCGUGUUUGGGUUGCGUGCGUGCAUUUUUCAUUUGUAAACUAAUAUUUGAAUUUAGGCUUUAGGGAAUUGAUCUAGUGAGUAUACAAGGCAAGGUUAAAAUUGUAGGUGCCAGUUGCUGUUUUUGUCAAAAAUGGAAACAAUAUUAGAACAACAACGAAGUUAUCAUGAAGAAAGGGAGCGGACGAUGGAUGCUAUGGUUAAAGAGAUUUUGCACAAGAAAACCGGACACAGAGAAACAAUUAACAGUGAUCAUAGAUUGAAAAAUUUACAUGAUAGAUACAUUGAAUCUUCCAUAAGGCUAAAAGAACUAUAUGAAGAUAAAGAUGGUUUAAGAAAAGAAGAAAUUGCUGCACUAUCAGGACCUAAUGAAUUUUCAGAAUUCUAUGCAAGACUCAAACAGAUAAAGGAGUUUCAUCGUAAACAUCCCAAUGAGAUUUGUGUUCCUAUGUCUGUAGAGUUUGAAGAAAUGGCAAAAAUAAGAGAAAAUCCUUCUGAAGACUACACAACUCCUGUAGAAUUCACAGAUGAGGAGGGUUACGGGAAAUAUUUAGAUUUACAUGAAUGUUAUGAUAAAUAUAUAAAUUUGAAGGGAAUUGAGAAAGUUGACUAUAUAACAUAUCUGAGUAUCUUUGAUCAUCUCUUUGAUAUACCAAGAGAGCGCAAGAACAGUGAAUACAGAAAUUACAUCCGUGCUCUCCUCACAUACUUGAAAGACUUUGUGAGCCGAGUUAAGCCUCUGCUUGAUCAGGCUCAAGAGAUGGCAGCUGCUCAUCAAGAUUUUAUUAAACAGUGGGAAGCUGGAUCCUUUCCUGGUUGGCCUAAAGAAACAGGCGGUGCUCUGACAAAUGUUGGUGCUCAUCUUGAUCUAUCUGCAUUUUCAUCCUGGGAGGAAUUAGCAUCUCUGGGACUUGAUAGGUUGAAGUCUGCCCUGAUGGCCCUAGGUUUGAAAUGCGGGGGCACUUUGGAGGAAAGAGCACAAAGAUUGUUCAGUACGAAAGGACAAACAGCACUAGAUAAGUCAUUGGUGGCUAAAAAAGGCGGAAAUAAGGCAAAAGCUUCAACACAGCAAAGGCACAAAGACAUUGGCGCCAUUGAGGCACAAGUUUAUAGAUUCGCAGGCAUAGUGAGUAGUACGCGCGCAGCGACCAUAGAGAACGUGACGCGUCGCGCGGCUCGCGCGGCCGGCGAGCGUAGGGACGAAAGCGACGACGAAAGCGACACCUCUGUGGCCGCAGACCUCGACUCGGAUGAUGAUGAAGUGCCUUACAAUCCUAAGAACCUGCCACUAGGGUGGGACGGCAAGCCUAUCCCGUACUGGUUGUACAAACUCCACGGACUGAAUAUCAGUUAUUCGUGUGAGAUUUGUGGCAACUACACGUACAAGGGGCCGAAGGCUUUUCAACGUCAUUUUGCGGAGUGGCGGCACGCGCACGGCAUGCGGUGCUUGGGCAUACCAAAUACAGCGCAUUUUGCCAAUGUUACCCAAAUUGAAGAUGCCCUAGCACUAUGGGAAAAAAUUAAAAAUCAGAAAGAAGGAGAGAGAUUCGUCGCCGAAAAUGAUGAGGAAUUUGAAGAUUCUCAAGGAAAUGUUGUCAAUCGUAAGACAUUUGAAGAUUUAAAACGCCAAGGCUUACUUUGAGAAGUUAUAACAUGUUUUCAAUCUAAUAAUAAAUUUGUAAAAAAA
Messenger RNA from Zerene cesonia (dogface butterfly), 1706 nucleotides. RefSeq names its product splicing factor 3A subunit 3 (gene noi). The coding region runs from base 153 to 1661 and encodes 502 amino acids. Gene Ontology annotation, molecular function: zinc ion binding; RNA binding. The record is from RefSeq and is a predicted model, not a curated record. The transcript has 11 exons. Gene Ontology annotation, biological process: mRNA splicing, via spliceosome. Lineage: Eukaryota; Metazoa; Arthropoda; Insecta; Lepidoptera; Pieridae. Gene Ontology annotation, cellular component: spliceosomal complex; nucleus.